AUGACGACGAGCUACAUCCAGAGCGGCGGCGCAAGCCUCGAAAUCGACCCGCUGACCGGCGAACUCACGUACGAGGACUUCCUCAACGCCAUUGAGAAGGCCGAGCUGGAGCCUAUCCAACCACCCAAGAUCGACCUGGGGAGCCCGUAUUCCAUAUUCGGCAUUCCCCUUGUCGAUCAGAUGUUCUCAGACGUCCUCGAGAACAUCGACCUCUUCAAACAGGACAUCGACAAGUUCAUCGACUACCUCAAACGGAAGAUCAAGCUGACGAUCAACUGGACUGUGGCGCUUGCCGGCGUCACAACGAUCUCGGCGCUCAUCGGCGUGAUCACCAGGGAAAUCACCAACGCCAUCUUCAACAUAAAGCGAAAGCAAGAGUGGGAGGACCUCAACGACCCGGACGCUAAGGCAGAGAUGAUCCCCCAGGCAGACAUAGAGGCCAAGGAGGAGAUCAGCGAAAUGAGCGGGGAGGACAUCGAACCGCCAAGUCUAGGAGAGAUCGAGGAGCCCGUGCUCGAUGAAGAAGGGAACGAGAUGUUAAACCCCGACGGCACAACAAUGAUGACAACCCGCAUCGUAGAACUGCCGCGGGACAUCUCGGACCAGUACGACCCGAUCCCCGAGCCGGUCGAUCUCUCCGAGGAGCCUCUUACGCCCGAGCUGGCCGAAGAGAUAGAGGAGAACGAGGGCGACAUCACCCUAGACGUAAUCAAUAAGCUUAUGAUGGAGUUCGACCCGCAGGGGGUCACCCACGAGCAGAACAACGAGUGGCUCAUCGAUAGAGGGGUCUACAUCCUGCAUAUCCCCCAUCUGUUCCUCAAAAGGGAAUGCCUCCCAGGCGGAAUAAGAGCCGGAAUCAUAAAUGGCGCCUGCGGCAUGAUUAACGGCGUCGUCAUGCCUGCCGUGGCGGAACGCUAUUCGCGCACGUACAGGCGGAGAGUUCACGUCUGUCCCUACGAGGAAUCCAAAACGCAUGCAGACAAGGAGCAAUCCCCGGGCGGCAACCUCAUGAACGUCCACUGCUGCAUGUGCUUUGAAAAGAAGCGUGUUCUUAAGAAGGGAGAUCCCUUAUGGGCCGCCAAUGUCUGCACCUGCAUGCCGCCCUGCGAGUGUCCGUGCCACGAACGCUCGACGAGACACAUAAGGUAUCUGAAGAAGACCUGCAGAUCGUUUGCUCAAGAGGCUCCGUUGACUGGCUGGUGGGUUGGUUCUGAUUGUAUGGGAGACAGUCAUAAAACAUAUGAAAAAGACGAUUAUAACUGUCGAUUCUACCCUUAUAUCUGCUAUGAAAAUGAAACGUCCGAACGGAUAACAGACAAGCCAGAAAGUCGGUUUAAUGUAAUUCAGAUCUGCCCGUUCUGCCAGAUAAUGUAUGCCUACAUCAAUAUCGUCGGAAAAGGCUACAAGCUCCACCGCUCCAACACAGAGGUCUACAUCUUCUUCACGAAGGGCGCCAACUCGACGCUGCUCCUCGGCGAGCCGGCGAAGUAUUUGGUAACCGGCCCGGCGACCAACAAGACCUUCGACUAUAUCAAUAAAAACGAUAGCGCCUUCGACGACGCCAUCUGGGGCCGUAAACCGUUAUUCGAGUACCAGGGGCCUAUCCAAUGCAAGUGCUCCAUUGGUCGCCCCAUAUGCACGGCCGCCUUUAAGGGUAAUGCCAACGAAGCACACACCAACCUCGUCACAUAUAUAAAGGGCCACGCGCAGAAGAUCAAGUACAUCUACAUGCCGGACUUCGAGGUGACGGGCGGCGAUCCCUGGUGGUACAACGACCAGCACGACUACCAGUCGAUCAAGGACCUCUGCAUCUUCGACGGCAUCCUCGAGCACAAGGUCCCCGAGCACGUCUACCGCUUCUACGAGUACCGCCGGCUCCUCGACAAGACGUGGUUCCCGCGGCUCUACCAGGACAUCUACAACCAGCUCACCAAGGACUAUCCCGACAUUCCCUCAGGCAUGGACCAUCCCACGGCCAAGAAGUGGAAGAACUGGAAGGCCUGGAUGGCGAUCGACAAGUUAUUGAACGACCUCAUCCCCAUCCCGGAGAUCUACCCGGAGCUCGCGGACAACCCGAAUCCCCUCUUCGCGCGAAAGCCGGUGGGCUGGGAGCAGGCCAGUGAGUGGGGGACAGAGGCCGUGCCGUACUCGCUUCGCCUUCCCGAGGAACUCCAGCGCAUUAAGGACUACCUCAUACUGCUGGACAAAUACUACCCGGGCUGGAGAGCGUUUCGCGAUGAGCACGAUCCGGGCUGGUGGAGCGACUUCUGGCGGCAGAUCCCCGUCAUCGACAAGGACGCGCGGACGACCAUCUUCCUCUACAGCGACCUCCGGAUCGACAGGUAUAAAUUCGAGAUCACCGGGGAGCCCGAGUGGUGGCGCGACUUCUGGGGCCCCACGAUCAAGGACAACCUCCCCGACCCCGAGAGACCCCGCUCGUACCAGGAGGUCCUCGAGGUCGUAAAGGAUUACUAA
Messenger RNA from Giardia duodenalis, 2475 nucleotides. RefSeq lists its product as uncharacterized. The coding region runs from base 1 to 2475 and encodes 824 amino acids. The transcript has a single exon. The record is from RefSeq and is a predicted model, not a curated record. Lineage: Eukaryota; Fornicata; Diplomonadida; Hexamitidae.